GUAACAUGCUUCAGAGCAUUCCGGGUGCCUCUUUCAAAACGUCAUCUUAAGUGAUCGUUUGUUCACGAAAAUAAUUCCUGUAAAUACGGUUCACCACCGACCAAAGGUGGUGAUGAGAAGAAACCAUUUGCAGUAAUGGCAUCAGCAUUGGAGCUAUUUGUAAAUAAUGUGCGGACACUCUCAAAACAAGGUAACUUUAGGGAGCUAUCCGAAAUAAUAAGUAAAAGUACAGAUGUUCUAAUAAAAAAUGGACAACACUUAGAUAAUGUUUUGGAAACCUUAAAUUUGCAAGAACAUUCAUUAGGUAUUUUGGCAGUAUUAUGUGUAAAAUUUUCACUGCCUAAUCCUAAUGGUUCAAACAAUGCUGAUGCUUAUAAACCACUAUUUAGUCAGGUUCAGGAAUUUAUUAUUGGUUGUAAUGGAGAACAAGUUAGAUUUGCUUCUGAUAUAUAUGCAGAAUUAUGUCAUUUAUUUACCCAAACAUUGGUUGAAUUACAAAUACCAUUGCGUGGUAUUGAACUUUUAUGCCGUGCAAUACGUAAAAUACAACUAUUUGAUAGUCAGCUUACUUCAAUACAUGCAGAUCUUUGUCAACUAUGUCUUCUUUCUAAGUGUUUUAAGCCAGCACUUGAAUUUCUCGAUAUAGAUGUUACUGGUAUCAAUCAAGAAGAAGGACAGUUUGAUUCAAAAUACUUUUUACUUUAUUAUUAUUAUGGUGGUAUGAUAUAUACAGCAUUAAAAAAUUAUGACAGAGCAUUAUACUUUUUCGAAGUGUGUGUAACAACACCUGCCAUGGCAGUUAGUUACAUUAUGUUAGAGGCCUAUAAAAAAUAUAUUUUGGUCUCUUUAAUACUGCAUGGAAAAGUUUAUUUACCUAGGUACACGAGUCAAGUGGUUAAUAGGUACAUGAAACCAUUGGGUCAACAGUAUCAAGAAUUGGCUACAGCUUAUCAAAUGAAUAGUUGUGAAGAGGUGCAAAAUAUUAUUACCAAGUAUCAACAAUUAUUUACAAGAGACCAUAAUAUAGGAUUGGUGAAACAAGUGCUGAGCUAUUUAUAUAAAAAAAACAUACAAAGGUUGACAAAAACUUUUUUAACUCUUAGCUUAAGUGAUGUGGCUAGCAGAGUUCAGUUGUCUGGACCUGCUGAUGCAGAAAAAUAUAUAUUAAAUAUGAUAGAAGAUGGUGAGAUUUUUGCAACAAUCAAUCAAAAAGAUGGUAUGGUAGUAUUUCAUGAUGAUCCAGAAAAAUACAAUUCGCCACAAAUGUUAGCAAAACUAGAAAAAGAAAUGGCAGCGUGUAUGGAAUUGGAUAAACGAGUUCUUGAAAUGGAGGAAGAAGUUGUUCUUACACCUCAAUAUGUUCGAAAAGCUUGUGGACAGAAUGAUCAAGAUGAUCAGACAGCUGGUCCUGCUCCAACAAAUGUAACAAAUGUGCAAGGUCAAUCUAAACAUAGCAACUAUUCCAUGUAACAUAUACACGUCGUUGUGCGUUAUCUUUAUUAAAAAAAAAGAAAAAAU
Messenger RNA from Apis florea (little honeybee), 1518 nucleotides. It is a transcript of the gene CSN3, whose product is annotated as COP9 signalosome subunit 3. Gene Ontology annotation, cellular component: COP9 signalosome. Gene Ontology annotation, biological process: ubiquitin-dependent protein catabolic process. The record is from RefSeq and is a predicted model, not a curated record. NCBI's taxonomy places the organism in Eukaryota, Metazoa, Arthropoda, Insecta, Hymenoptera, Apidae.